Messenger RNA from Bipolaris oryzae ATCC 44560, 1461 nucleotides. RefSeq lists its product as uncharacterized. The record is from RefSeq and is a predicted model, not a curated record. NCBI's taxonomy places the organism in Eukaryota, Fungi, Ascomycota, Dothideomycetes, Pleosporales, Pleosporaceae. Gene Ontology annotation, biological process: protein insertion into mitochondrial inner membrane from matrix; mitochondrial respiratory chain complex III assembly. The transcript has 2 exons. Bases 1 to 1461 code for a protein of 486 amino acids. Gene Ontology annotation, molecular function: ATP binding; ATP hydrolysis activity. Gene Ontology annotation, cellular component: mitochondrial inner membrane.
AUGGAACCCAACACGCCACAACACCAGCUGGCACGGCAGAUGACUGCUGCCCGGGGCGACAGCUCAGCAUCGCUGUUCUCCCAGGCUGCCGAUAAUCCCUUCUUCACCGCCGGCUUCGGCCUCGCAGCGCUUGGGGUUGCGGCGCGGACGGGCCAGAAAGGAUUGCAGCAUGGCGCUGCAUUCAUUAAACGCCGCAUGCUCGUCGACCUCGAAAUCACCCGCCAUGACGAUGCCUAUCCCUGGGUCCUGCAAUGGAUGACCAACUAUCACCGCGCACAGCAAGCCGGGGCCAGGCCGCUUGCCCACAACACUGUGCUCGCCAAAAUACUCAAUCGCAUCGACCCGCGCAUGCACCAUCUGCAGGUGCAAACAUACACCCCUCCCGACGGACCUUCGCACGCCGCCCACUUCUCCUUCGUCCCCGGACCGGGCAAACAUUUCUUGCGCUACAACAACGCCUUCAUCCUCGUCGACCGGCAGCGGGAACGAAACAGCCUCAAUGUAAAAGACGGCGUGCCCUUUGAGACCAUCAGUCUCACGACCCUGUACUCGCAUCGCCAUGUCUUUGAAGACAUCUUCGCCGAGGCGCACCAAAUAUACCAGCAGUCACACGAGGGCAAGACGGUCAUAUACAACUCAAUGGGCACCAUGUGGCAGCAGUUUGGCGAUGCAAAGCGGAAGCGCCCGCUCGACUCGGUCGUUCUCGAGCGCGGGGUCAAGGAGAGAAUUGUAGAGGAUAUGGAGGCCUUCAUCUCGUCACGCAAAUGGUACCUGGACCGGGGCAUACCCUACCGAAGAGGCUACCUGCUGUACGGUCCUCCUGGCACCGGUAAGAGCUCGUUUAUCCAGGCAGUUGCAGGUCAUCUUGAUUUCAACAUUGCCAUCCUCAAUGUCAGCGAGCGGGGCCUCACCGACGACAGGCUGAACCACCUGCUGACCAAGGUCCCGCGUCGCACCGUCGUGCUGCUCGAGGACGUGGACGUUGCCUUUAUGAACCGGAAAACGCCCGGCGCAGAUGGAUAUGCAAGCGCGUCGGUGACAUUCUCCGGGCUUCUGAAUGCCUUGGACGGUGUGGCCAGUGCUGAGGAGCGCAUCAUCUUCUUGACGACGAACCAUAUCGAACGGCUGGACGAGGCGCUUGUGAGGCCAGGACGCGUGGACAUGACUGUGCGACUCGGUGAGGCGACAGAGUACCAGAUGGAACAGCUGUGGGAUCGGUUCUACGCCGAUUUCGAUGCAAGUGGGGAAGCGAAGCAGAGAUUUAUGGCCAAGGCCAGAGAGCUAGGCCUCGUGGAUGCAGUAAGUACUGCAUCGCUGCAGGGGUUGUUUCUGUAUAACAAGGACGACACCGAGGGCGCUAUCAAGAUGGUUGAGAGCCUCACCGCCGGGACUCGGGCCAAUGGCCAUGCGGGCGUAGGUGGUCAUGUGCAUGUCAAGGAAGAAGAGGCUACGUCACAUUGA